CUCAGAAUCGAGUCUUCACCUUGUUGACACAGAGUAGAAAACCAGUUAACCCAUCUCUGAUGAACACAGUUCUUCAUUCUGCGAUACUAUGAAGUGAGGACAUACUGACACCAUCCAGGAGGACUUGUAUGACUUUUGCCCUACAAUGUGAUGGAUCCUCCUGAAAGGCGAAAUGGAACAAUCCAGAGACAAGAUGCAAGUGACACUGACUUCCCCAUGCCUCUGAGAGAGGAUCUACAUGGAACACACAUUUACGAGUAUAUUGAGGUCUUUCCUGAAAAUGAUGAAACACAUUUGUAUGAGUGCACCUUGUCUGGGCUCCUAUCCCCAACUGAACCACAACCACAACCCCAAGGCCAUCUCUGGACUCAAGGCAAAGGAGGUACAGGGAAUACUGACCACGCAGGCACAAAUAGGCCUCUUCCACUCCGUGCCCCUCCCCCUCCACCCAGAACCAGACUUCCAAGUGCAUGUUUGCCAGGUAAAUCGGGCCGUGAAGCCCCCCCUGUUCCCCCCAGAACACGAGUACCCCUCCACAACAGCAAAAAGCAGUUUUCCUCUGGCCUCACUGAGCCUGCUCACAAACUGAACCGUUCCAGGACAGAAAUAGACAAUCAUGAGCCAUGGACCGUGAAUCUAAUAGACACUCCACAAGGCAGCACCAAGAGGCUCGCUUCUUUUUGUGACGCAACUUCCAGGCUGAUGUCGCAGCACAAACACACAGACAGCGUUCAUAACUCAGGUGUGGUAUGGGGUCGAUUGUUACAAAUCCACCCUGCGCUGCUGCAGCAGUUGGAGGUGACUGUCAGUGUGGCCACUGAGUGGGAGAAUCAGCAGGUCCCCUUCCCCACCCCCGUGAACAGGACAGUGAAGAGUCUGAUUGAUCAAAUCUUCCAGCUGCUGGAUCUCCCUCCCAGAACAAGUGGCCAUUAUCUUCUAAAACUUUGCGACUCUGAAGAAUACCUCCGAAAUGAUGAACUGCUGGGUAUGCAUGAGACUAUUCAGAUCUACAACAAGUUUCAAGUAGUCGUCCCCCUCCGACUGCUCCACGUUGACAACCUCAAACAUCGUCUGGCCAGGGAUGGAGCGGACGACAGGACCCCGUGCCUAGUGUACAAGUUCCUGCGUCCUGCCUGUGUCUUCGACACCUGCAAGUUGAGCCUGCAGGGUGUACUCAGCAGUUUGAACAGAGAGGUGACAGAGGUUAUGAAAAGUAAGUCUGGGAUGAACGUUAAAGUGCUUGUGGAUCAUGUUCGCACCGUCAGCAGUCUACUGUGUGGGUUCUCAUGCCAGGAGUUGGAGGACGCCAUCAGUCGCCUCAACAGACUCAACCCCAUGCCUUUGAGUCAUGAGGAGAUAUUUGAGUGUGAAAGUGCGAUAAUCAUGCUCCAUGGGGCGCUGCUCAAAGUGCUGCAGAUCUUUUUUGACAACUUCCAGUCAGACUUCAGAGGUCAGGAGGUAACCUGCAACCCGCAAACACAUGACGUUGAGGACAACACCGAAAUCUGCCAAUUCAACGUUGCUGCCCUCUACAAUCUGCAACUCAGCUGGCUGACCGUUUAUGAGUACUUCUCUGUUUCCUGUGAGUUGACGUACGAAGGAGCGAGGCUCUGCGACACGGGUAUUUCUGAAAAUAUCAGCACUGCCCUGUCAUAUGGAAACAAGAUCCAGUGUAACCGCAUGAUGGUCUUCCCGGUUCCAGUGAAAGAGCUGCCAUAUGAGAGCAUGUUGACAUUUCACCUCAAAGGCUCUAAGAAAGGAAAGAGCCCAGAGCUUUUAGGCUGGGCCGUACUACCUCUUUACAGCAACAGCACUCUUGUAGCAGGGACUGUCCUGCUCAGUCUGUCCACACUGGCGGUGUCGCCUGCUCCUCCCUCCCCUGCCCUGUUUGACAGCCACACACAACCCAUUGGAGUCAUAAUGCAGCUUGAGUUUCAAAAUGAGUGUAAGUGGACGUACCAGAGGCCGAUCGCACUCACCGGUUCAGUCGUAUUCUCUCAGGCUUGUGAGGAAUUGCAAAAGAAAAUGCUGGACGUCUCUAAGAAGCACUGCAUCUGCUUUCUAACAGAAAAUGAGAAGACUUUCCUCUGGGAGAAGCGUCACUGUGGUGACAAAGGAUGUACUUUCCUCCACCUGAUGCUGGGUGGAGUCCAACUGUGGAAACCUGAAUACUUGACAGAAAUCUAUACAGUCGUAGAGAACUGGCUCAUGUAUCUGCCUGAGGAGGCCCUCUUCCUGCUCAGUGACAGUUUUCAUGAUCAGACUGUGCGGCGUGCUGCAGUUCAAUUCUUUAAACAGAUCCCAGAUGAAGACCUGGAGGUGUAUCUGCCACAGCUGGUCCAGGCUCUGAAGAGUGAGUGGGAGCUGGAUGGACCUCUGGUGAUGCUGCUGUUGGAGAGAUCAAUGAGGAACAUACGAUUGGCCCAGCAACUCUUCUGGCUGCUGGAGGAUGCCCACAGCGACCCCUAUUACCAGAGUUGGUACAGUAAGAUAAAGGCUGUUCUGCGGCACUGUUGUGGCCAGACACUGAGGCAGGAGCUUGAGCAUGAAACCCGACUGGUGUCCGUGCUUGUACAGGUGGCUGAGAAUGUCCGUACCGCCGACAAGGCUCGACGUAAGAAUGUGUUGAACAAAGAAAAGCAGAAGAUCGAUGACUUCUUCAAAGAUGGGAUCAGCUGCUGUCUGCCACUGGAUCCUGCAGUCCGUGUUAAGGCAGUUGCCUUGGAUGCUUGUAAGUUCUACAACUCUAAUGCUGCUCCUCUGGGGAUCACGUUCAUCAGUACUGACCCUCUGUCUAAGAACGUCAGUGUCAUCUGCAAGACAGGAGAUAACCUGCGUCAGGACAUGCUGGUACUUCAGAUAGUCCGUGUGAUGGACAGGGUGUGGCUGCAGGAGGGGCUGGACCUCCGAAUGGUCACCUAUAGGUGUCUUUCUACAGGCAAAGCUCAGGGUCUGGUGGAAGUGGUUCCAGAGGCAGUGACCCUGGGGAAGAUUCAGCAGGAGUGGGGUCUGGGUGGGACCCUUCGUGAGGACACACUGGAGAAAUGGUUCCAUAUGUGGAAUAAAACUAAGGAGGAUUAUGAGAAGGCUGUGAUGAACUUCAUCCACUCGUGCGCAGGGUGGUGCGUUGCCACGUUCAUCCUGGGGAUCUGUGACCGCCACAACGACAACAUCAUGUUGAAACACAGUGGACACAUGUUCCACAUUGACUUUGGCAAAAUUAUGGGCAAUGCACAGAAGUUUGGAAACUUUAAAAGGGACCGGUCACCAUUCAUCUUUACAUCUGAGAUGCAGCACUUCAUCACAGGUGGGGGGCAGAAGCCUCAGUGGUUGCAUCGCUUUGUGGAGCUCUGCUGUGAAGCUUACAACAUAAUCAGACGGCGCUCUGCACUGAUACUCAGCUUAUUGGAGCUGAUGCUGAACGCAGGUAUGCCAGAACUGAAGGACUCUAACGACCUGCAGUAUGUCCAGAACAACCUCAGACCUCAUGACACUGACCUGGAGGCCACAUCCUACUUUACAAAGAAGAUCAAAGAGAGCAUGGGCUGUGUUGCAGUGAAGUUUAACUUCCUGACACACAGCAUGGCUCAAGGGAAGAAACAAGAAUCAAGAGCCAGGGAGGGCAUCCCCAGUCCCAGCAACAACAUCCAAGAAGCUGUUAUCCAGGGAUACACCGUCAAGGGAAAAGAUGUGAUCUAUGCUCUGAGAGUAACCAUUCACGAUGGUUAUCUGACCAGUGAGAAGACAUUCGGGCAGUUUGAGCUGAUCCAUAAGCAGCUGCAGAAAUACUUCAUUGAAUCCAUGCUGCCUCAGUUUCCUAGCUGGUAUAAGAUGUCAUUCACUCCAGCCAGGAAGAUGUCUCUGCUGAAUAAAUACCUAAAACAGCUUUUUGAGGGACCAUGCAAGGGAAAUGAAUAUGUCUGCAGCUUGUUCCUGGAUGGCCCCACCAUAGUCCAAGAAAGUGUGGCGACAGGAGCCCGUCCUCAGAUCCAGCUGUACAUUUCUUACGCUAACUCUAAGCUCUCGGUCUUGGUAAAACACCUGAAGAACGUUAAGCAGGCAAACGGCUCUAACCCUGACGCCUACGUGGUCACGCGUCUGAGACCGGACCCUCACCAGCGCUCCAAGAGGAAGACAAAGGUGGUCCGCAAUAAUGACAACCCCACUUUCAAUGAACUGCUGGAGUAUAAUUCUGUCUCACUGCUCUAUGGGAUGGUGCUGGAAGUGACAGUGAAGAGCAAGAAGACUUUUGUGGCUGCAACCAACAUUAAACUGGAUGACAAGCUGCUUGACACGGAAACAUGGUUUCCCCUGGGGAACUGUGCAAUCUGA
Seriola aureovittata is the source of this 4332-nucleotide messenger RNA. It is a transcript of the gene pik3c2g, whose product is annotated as phosphatidylinositol-4-phosphate 3-kinase catalytic subunit type 2 gamma. The transcript has 33 exons. The record is from RefSeq and is a predicted model, not a curated record. Gene Ontology annotation, biological process: phosphatidylinositol 3-kinase/protein kinase B signal transduction; cell migration; phosphatidylinositol-mediated signaling. The coding region runs from base 151 to 4332 and encodes 1393 amino acids. NCBI's taxonomy places the organism in Eukaryota, Metazoa, Chordata, Actinopteri, Carangiformes, Carangidae. Gene Ontology annotation, cellular component: plasma membrane; phosphatidylinositol 3-kinase complex; cytoplasm. Gene Ontology annotation, molecular function: 1-phosphatidylinositol-3-kinase activity; 1-phosphatidylinositol-4-phosphate 3-kinase activity; phosphatidylinositol binding.